This is a messenger RNA of Lytechinus pictus (painted urchin), 5129 nucleotides long. Its product is annotated as MOB kinase activator 3B-like. Gene Ontology annotation, cellular component: cytoplasm. The transcript has 7 exons. The record is from RefSeq and is a predicted model, not a curated record. NCBI's taxonomy places the organism in Eukaryota, Metazoa, Echinodermata, Echinoidea, Temnopleuroida, Toxopneustidae. Bases 180 to 821 code for a protein of 213 amino acids.
GCUAAUCCAAAAUGCACAAUGCACACGAGAUCAAUCAGCUGUGUGAAUUGUACAUUCGACAACAACACACGGCUAGCUAGCUACUACUACUAUACUGCGUGUAAUAAUACGAUAAUUGUGAUAUCUUCCGCAUCUCUUGCCCACUUGAUAGUUGAAGCGAGAUCGAGCAGUAAAUCGUCAUGGAAUUUCCUUUCUUCGCCAAAAACAAAACCUUCCGUCCGAAGAAGAAGUUUGAGGCAGGUACGAUGCGGUUCAAUCUACACAAGAAAGCUCAAGCAUCUCUCAACUCAGGCCUAGACCUUAAAGUAGUGGUCAAGCUCCCUGCAGAGGAGGACUUCAAUGAUUGGCUAGCUGUGCAUGUGGUGGACUUCUUCAACAGAAUUAACCUCAUUUACGGGACGGUGUGUGAGUUUUGCAGUGCUGAUACAUGCCCCAUCAUGAGUGGGGGUCCAAGGUAUGAAUACAUGUGGAUGGAUGGAGAGAAAUAUAAGAAGCCCACAGCCCUCCCUGCAACAGACUAUAUCAACAAUCUCAUGGAUUGGGUCGAACAACUCAUCAAUAAUGAGAAUAUAUUCCCUAUUAAUACAGAGGUUAGUUUCCCUAAAUCGUUUGUCUCCACAUGUAAGAAGAUGCUUACAAGAUUACACAGAGUUUUCAUCCACGUCUACAUCCAUCACUUUGAUAAACUCGUUGAGAUCGGAGCGGAAGCACACAUAAACACAUGCUACAAACACUUUUAUUUCUUUGUGCAUGAGUUCAACUUGGUUGAUUCAAGAGAACUAGAACCUUUGAGAGAUAUGAUCCACAAAAUCUGCAUAUGAGCGCUCCUUUGACCUUUGACCCUUCCUCCUGACCUAGCACCUAGGGAUAUCUACAACAGCUCAUUGACCUUUGAACUCUUGGGCUCACCAUGUCUUAAUAUGUGAAGGCUCCAAUUUGGAUGUACGUUCCUUGUAGAACUAACAGCAAGAAGUAGCCCUGAUCUUACUUCCCCAUGAUGGCAUCUCAGCUUUGAACUUUGACCUGACCUUUGUUCAGUUACACAUGACCUUUGAACCCAUGUCACAUGAAGGCUUCUCCUGAGAUCUAUACACUUUUGUGUUCCGCUAUAUUGAACCCAUUCAUCCUAUAACCGCCAACUGCAACCAAACCUAGCUCUUCGUGUGCGUAUUCUCAGCUGAACUUUGACCUUUGUCCAGGUGGACAUGACCUUUGAACCGAUGUCAUAUGAAGCCUCCUAUAUUAAGCAACAACCACACCAAGAAUGUAGCCUGAUUGAAAAUCUUCAAAAGCAGAUAUCUGGCCUCACUAGUUUACAGAAAUACUCUAUGUGGCCUCCUGAGAUAUUUAUUAUACCUAUCACAGAUUUAUUACAAUGUGCUAGUUUUUAAUAUCUUAAUUGAUUGUAGUAACCAUAAUAUUUUCUAUUCAAGUUGUUAGAGGUGAUGUAUUGCCCAGACGUUGGUUUAUAUUCACUUUGUCUAUACACAAUGGCCCGUAUUCUGAAGUCAGAUUUAACUUAGACCAUGGUCUAACUCUGCUAAAGUUAUGGAAAGCCAAACAUGUCAAAAUUGUCCUUAAAUUGCAUGUUUCUUAUGCUUACUUUGCUCUUCCCUAACUCUUGAAUGGUGAAGAAAGUUAUCUUAUUUAUCUUUCCGAAAACAGUUAAGAAUGGUUUGAGCGAAAAAGGAGCUGAUACAUUUAUAUUAUAUUGUUAGAGAUUUAUGCCACUAUUUGCUGUUCAUAGUUAAAACACAACUUUAAACCAGAGUUUGAAUUAAAACCGACUUCAGAAUACGGGCCAGUUGGUCUACUUUAUCAGAUGGUCUCAUACCACAUGGGCUAGAACCCAAUUUGGUCUACUGUUCACUUGGUCCUGCUCGGUUUAGACUACACUUGGUCUAAUACACACUUGGUCUAAUUCCCAUUUAGUCUAUUGCCCAGUUGGUCUAAUUUCCAGUUUGUCUCUUGUUUUUAUUUUUUACUUUGUCAAAUGAAAAUUUGGUGCAUAUAUAGUUUAUCUCACCAUAUACUGUUGACUAAAUGAUGUUCAGGGGAGGGUUUCAUUAAUAUUUUUGUCCAACGAGUUGUCAGAUCUGACAACUUUCCCUGAUUCUGAUUGGCUGUGAGGCACUGUUACUAUGGAAACUGUCAAAUAAACACUGUGAAACACUGACCAAUUGGAUUUUAGAUAAAAUGUAUAUUGCCUAACUGGAAAUAUAGCAAAAUUGUUAAUGGACUAAAUGGCAAUAAACCCAAAUGGUUAGUAGACAAACUGGUUAUAGACAAACUAGGAUUAUACCAUUUGGGAUGAAACAAAACAGAAAGUGGACAGAGUUGAUCUAGACCAUUAGCAAUUGACUGUUGGCACUCCCAUGUGUGAUUAAUUCACUUUAUGUUAAGAGGUUCGGUACAGACCAAUAUAUUUAUUACAGUUUCUAUGUCAUGAAAGUUAUUACCAUCAUAUUGUAUAGCCCUAUUACCAAUAUGCUUUGAUAUUUAUUAAUGUAGCCAGGAUUGUAGUUUAUCUAUAAGCAUUCUAGGUAGCAAUUUUUCCAAACAUUUUUUAAUGUGAUCUUCCUCAGGGGGGGCGUUUCAUGAAAGGACUUGUCGGACGUUUUAUCCGACAAGUCCCAUUUUAUCCGACAGUUACCAUAGGAACAGUGCCUCUCUGCCAAUCAAAAUCAUGGAAAGAUGUCAGAUCUGACAACUUGUCGGAUGAAAAUAUUGAUGAAACGCUCCCCAGGUCGUUACUUUCACAUUGCAAAGGUCCAAGGUCAAAUAUUAAUCAAACGUCAAGUCCACCUCAUAAAGAGUUGAUAUGAAUCCAUUUCACAUGAUCCCUGUGUAUUGGAGGCUUCUUGAAAUGGUUCGUCUCUAUUUUUCAGUUCAUUAAAAAAUUUGUAGUGCUCAUAUUCACUGCAAAAAUACUGGUGUUAAAUUAACACCAGCUGGUAUCUGUACAGGAAAGCACCAGAGAGGUGUUGAAACAGCACUACUUUGGCUUUAGGCUAACACCAAAUAGGCAUUUAAACAACACUAAUCAGUCUUAAACCAACAUCGGUUUGAUUCUUUACUGGUGUCGUUUCAACACUUUCCUGGUGUUUUCCGAUAUAGAUACUGGUUGGUGUUAAAUCAACACUGGUGUUUUUGCGGUGUACUAUCAUGGCUUGUCGCUUUCCAUGAGGUAGAGUAAAUUGAGAAAAAGUGGAGCCUUCAUAUACAUGUAGUUAUUACUUGCCAUUGUAUUAAAAAAUGAUAUUUUUGGAAUACAAAAUAAAAAUGUUAUUAACCAUUAGUUUACUCCCCAUCCUACUCGUGAACUUAUUUUUUGUAUAUUUUGCUUUCUUUCAAUUUGUACUAAGGUACAUUUUUAUAUUGAUGUUCUUUUUAAUCAUAUUUUUUAUUCAUUAUUUGAGAAUAUCAUGAUGCAUUUUUUAUCAAUAACUGUUCAUUGUUUAUAGAUAUGUAUACCCAGGCAGUGAUAGCUAAAACAGAAAACAUACUUUGAAUAGAUAAUAUGUCAUGAAUUUCUGAGAUUCCAGUUUGAAAUUCAUAUUCUCAUGUCUACUGCUUGGGCGAAAUUUUAAAAAAGGUGGUUCUGAAUCUGUAGUCUCAGACCUGAAAAGAGUCCUGUUAUCAAUGCUAGCUACUGACAUACGGGGCUAUUAAAGUUUGUGUGUGUGUUUCUUACAGAUAACAUACAUGUAUUAGUGAGCAAUCUGCACUCUGCAGGGGUGUGAGUGUUCAGAUUUUUAUCUGAUUUCAGAUUUUUUUGUUUUGAUUUUCAGCUUAAUUUCAGCUUAUUUUUGGUUUUCCUCUACAAAAAGUAUGGGAGCUCUUUCUAUUUCAGACUUUUUCAACGCUCUUCAGCUUUUUUCAGAUCUUUUUAUUUGUGACCACUCACACCCCUGAAUCUGCUUUUGAUUUGUUAUGUUUUAAAUUUUAAUGAGAAAUUCCAGUUGUAACGAUCUCAAACCGAGCAAAGCAGAGUCAAAUUAAAUGACCAUCCACACGUUUGUAUGUAUAAAUUAUAAAAUAUAUGAAAAGCUGCUCUGGAAGGAAAUGUCAAAUUGAUGAGAAAUAAGCAAAAUGAACAUGGAAUUCCAUCAAAUGUCAAGUAUUUUCCAAACAUUUUUAAUACACUGUCCCACAUGUGCUUCUCUGUGUUAGUGAUCGAAGGUGUCGUCAGUUUUCAGCUAAGAUUUCAUGAUUUUACAGAGUUAAGUGUAUGUUAGUGUACCAUAUCUAGAUCUAUGAUAAUAUGGUGACACUGAAUCCUGAUUCCAAGGACUCUCAUGAAAUAAUUGUUUGCUUCAGUUAAGAAGCAGAAACGGUUCCACCAAAUCAUGGAUUUACUUGUAAGGCCACCUUUCUUAAUUUGAGCCUAUGUGUUCAUGUUAUACACAGGAAUUAUCAGAAACAAGUGCAAGCAAGUUCACCUGAAACUAACUACACCAAAUUAUAAUUCAUGUUUGUUAGGAACAUUUCAUACUCUUUAAAUAAAAAUUUCAUAAUGUUAGUUUUAAAUGAGCUGUGUUGAAAAAAGCACUUAAGUAGUGUGUAAAAGUAGAUUUUAUAAGAAUGAAUUAUUCAUUUAUAUCAUUCAACAUUUCGUUCAGGGUAUUUACGUUGUAAAAAGUUAACCAAGGAGACUAGCCAUACAAUCAAGUAAGUUAUUUGGUUUUAAAUCGUGUUUGAAUGAAUGAAAAAAAUUGAUAUGUGCUCUGUAGAAAAGUUUUCCAUGUACUUUCAUAAAUCUUAUGUAUUUUCGAUGAGAGAUAAAGAUAUUUUCAUAAUUGUGACUUUUAUGUACCGAAAUCAAAGAGCCUAAUCUGCAAUUCUACACAGUAUAUGUAUUGUAUUGUCUAUGUUAUAUGUACAAUGUAUUGUAAAGUAUCACAUUUUUUGCGCAGUGUAUUGCACUUUUCCUAACAUUGCCUUGUCUAAAAUUUCCAUGCAAGAUCAAAAUCCCUUCAAAAAUCUAAUUUCUCGAGUUGCUCAUCAAGUGCUAUUGUACCUAUGUCAAAGUUAUCUUGUACAGGUAUUUACUUUAUGUUUAUUAGAGAGUAUGAUGUUUAUUUAUGAUGUGUUUCCUUGAGGUUUUAUACAGUUAUUCUUCUGAAAAA